This is a messenger RNA of Aspergillus homomorphus CBS 101889, 720 nucleotides long. Its product is annotated as DUF2985 domain-containing protein. The annotation marks the transcript as partial. Lineage: Eukaryota; Fungi; Ascomycota; Eurotiomycetes; Eurotiales; Aspergillaceae. The transcript is spliced from 2 exons. The record is from RefSeq and is a predicted model, not a curated record.
ACGACAGAAAUGGCUUCAAGCAAAUGGACAGAAAAAAGCCAAGCCUGCCUUCAAUGGGCCCUCACGCCCCUCGGCUUCUGCAUCAUUCUCUACGGCCUAAACAUCAUCGCCUGGGGCGGCAUGCUCUUCCUCCUCCUCUGCAACGCCGCACCAGCCAUGUGCCACCCCAGCUGCGACGCCCCAAGCUCCUCCCGCCGCAUCUGGAUCGAAAUCGACUCGCAGAUCCUCAACGCGCUAUUCUGUAUUACGGGCUUCGGUCUCGCGCCGUGGCGCAUCCGCGACAUGUAUCUGUGGUGUCUGUGGCGCUUGCGGGGCCGGACGGGGCUGACUCGUCUCGCGAAGGUUCAUGACGGGUGGUUUGUACUCGACGCUCAGUACGUGGCUUUGCCGGUGCCAUCUCACUUUGCUGUUACUGAGGGGCAAGGCCCAACGCCGGGUUUGUCGACUCCGUUGUGGAAAUUGGACGUUGUGGUCUGGGGGAACAUGCUUAAUUCCAUCUUGCAGGUUUGUUUGGCGGUGUGUAUGUGGGCUUGGAAUAGGUUUGAUCGGCCGGGUUGGAUGACCGGGCUGUUCGUUUGUUUGGCUUGUUUGGCGUCUGGGGUUGCGGGUGUGGUUAUCUGGUUGGAGAAGAGGCGGGUGGGACGGUUAAAGGGAGGGAGUGGUGAUGCUGCUUUUGAUGGGGUCUCGGGUGCUUCUGAUGGUAGGGGUAAGGUGGGUUGA